Messenger RNA from Myripristis murdjan (pinecone soldierfish), 1083 nucleotides. Its product is annotated as membrane progestin receptor beta-like. The record is from RefSeq and is a predicted model, not a curated record. Gene Ontology annotation, cellular component: plasma membrane. NCBI's taxonomy places the organism in Eukaryota, Metazoa, Chordata, Actinopteri, Holocentriformes, Holocentridae. Bases 1 to 1083 code for a protein of 360 amino acids. Gene Ontology annotation, molecular function: nuclear steroid receptor activity; steroid binding. Gene Ontology annotation, biological process: response to steroid hormone. The transcript has 5 exons.
AUGCCUCAGGUGUCUCUGCCCCCCCUGUCUGCCCACUCCCUGUAUUUAAGUGCGUCGGCUAAGCUCCGCCCCCUGCUGCCGUCCCUGCCCCCCCCUGUCCGGGACGUGGACGUUCCUCCUCUGUUCCGGGAGCCCUACAUCCUGUCGGGGUACCGGCCGCCGGGCCUGCCGUGGCGCUGCUACCUGCUCAGCCUCUUCCAGCUGCACAACGAGACGCUGAACGUGUGGAGCCACCUGCUGGCCGCCGUGUGCGUGGCGCUUCGCUUCGGGGCCUUCGUCAUCUUCCGUGCAGGGGGUGUGCUGGGAGUCAGCCUGCAGGGUCCAGAGGGGCGGGGCCUCUCGCUGGACGCCGCCUCGCUGCCUCUGCUGCUCUACGUCCUGUCGGCCCUGACCUACCUGAGCUGCAGUGCGGCGGCUCACCUGCUGCAGGCGCACUCAGAGCUCGCUCACUACUCACUCUUCUUCCUGGACUAUGUGGGCGUGGCCAUCUACCAGUACGGCUGCGCGCUGGCGCUCAGCGUCUACAGCGCCGAGCCGGCCUGGACGCUCGCUGUGGGACAGGUGUUCCUGCCGGCGGCGGCCAUCUUGUCCUGGCUGUCCUGUACUUCCUGUUGUGUUGCGAAGCUGUGUUUCCGCCGGCCCUACCCGCUGUGCAGGAAGCUGUGUCAGGUGGUCCCGCUGGGCGUGGCCUACCUGCUGGACGUCAGCCCGCUCGCUCACCGCCUCGCCACCACCGCCUGGACGGGAAGCUCCACCCUGCACGGCCUGCAGGUGGCGCUCUUCCUGCUGGCCGCCUGCUUCUUCUCCUGUCCCGUACCCGAGCGCUGCUCCCCCGGCCGCUACGACGUCAUCGGCCACGCCCACCAGCUGUUCCACCUCCUGCUGGCUCUGUGCACGCUGGCCCAGCAGGAGGCGCUCUUCCACGACUUCCUGUCCCGCCGGCCGGCGCUGCUCCGACGCUUCGGAGAGGAGCGCCUCCUGCUGGCCUGCGCCUCCUUCCCCUGCCUCGCCCUCUGCAGCGCACUGACAGCACUCACCAUGAGGGGGCGCGCUCGAGCACGACUGAAGAAGGAGCAGAGGUAG